CAACCACCUCGUCCCCUGCCAGCGCAUAUCUUGUCUUUUGAUUUGUUGUCUCUGGUCGCGUCUCAAUUCUUCUUUCAUUUCAAGUUCUUUCAGUUACAGGCUGUGUUCGACUGCCAUGGGCAAAAUAAACCUCACAGCCCUCCGGGUGCGACAGACAGCACUCAGCCAAUUCGCCAGUGGAAAGAUCAGCAAACUGCCACAAUGGGUCGGGGUGGUCGGCGAGAUCCCUCCUGCUGAAACCCUCAUUCGUACCCGCCCUCCUCAGCACGAGCUUGUCCAACAGCGGUUGAAGACCGUUGCUGGGUCAUCGAAGCCGCAGGUCGUCUUCCAAGUCCAAGAGAAGCGCAGAAAGCCCAAGAAGCCUAGUCGACUUUUCCAGCCUGUCGAGCUCAAAUAUGAGGAAGAUCAAUUGCGAACUCAAUUCUUCCGCGAUCACCCCUGGGAACUUGCCCGGCCCCGUGUGCUUCUUGAGAGCACUGGCAAGGACUUUGAACACUACGACUGGAGCCGCAUCCAACAGCCAGGGAAGCGGUUAGAUGGUGAAAGUGUUGUUCAGCGACAGCUGUGGCUGUUGAAUAACGUCCCGGAUAUGAACAAGAGCGCCGCUUACGAUAUUGCUCGUCGAGAAUUCUACAGACUUCGGUUGCAGGAGGACAUCCAACGCCGGGUUGCUGCGGAAGAAGCCGCGGCAUAUGGCGCAGAGUUCGGACCGUCAUACAUGGACAUUGGUAUGAAGAUGGAGAACGAGCAGUACGACAAAUGGGUUACCUGGGCUCGGCAAACGUCUCUAGUCCAGGACCAGCGGAAAUCAGCUCUUAGCGGUGCACCAGAUCUGGGAGAGACCGAGUCAAGUGAGAUGGAGGGCGAAGAAGCAGAGGCGGUCACUCUGUAGGAGUCUGAGAUGUUGGAGUGGGCUCGAACGCCAUUAUGCUACUCCUUUUCCAGGAGUUUUUGAUCCCCUAGUCUUUCAUAUUGAUGGCCUAUGUAUAUUAUUUGAUCUGUUCUGCUGGAUGUUGUACUCCCCUAGCUCUAUUUACGCGAUAUCACAUUCA
This is a messenger RNA of Penicillium samsonianum, 1052 nucleotides long. It is a transcript of the gene rsm25, whose product is annotated as mitochondrial 37S ribosomal protein mS23. NCBI's taxonomy places the organism in Eukaryota, Fungi, Ascomycota, Eurotiomycetes, Eurotiales, Aspergillaceae. The coding region runs from base 116 to 892 and encodes 258 amino acids. Gene Ontology annotation, cellular component: mitochondrial small ribosomal subunit. The transcript has 2 exons. Gene Ontology annotation, molecular function: structural constituent of ribosome. The record is from RefSeq and is a predicted model, not a curated record.